GGCCCCGGCGCCGCCUGAGGCGCCGAGUCCUUCCCCCUCUCUUGCCCUGUUGGUUGGUGCCUCAGUUUCCCCUCAGCGCUGACGGGUCUCUCUCCUUCUCUCUCUCUCUCUCUCUCUCUCUCGCAGGGGAAGGCCACGCCCGCCAUGAGCUCGUCGGCGCUGCUGGCCGAGGGCCCCCUCGACCCGCCGGUGCUGCUGGCGGACAUCAAGACGGAGCCCCCCGAGGAGCUGCUGGCCAGCGACUGCAGCCAGCCCCAGGCUGAGCCCGUGGACCUGUCGCUCAACAAGUCUAAGGCGGCUCCCGCCUCGGCGCCGCCACCGCCGCCUCCCCCCUCCUCGGUGCAGUCCUCGCCCAUGUUGGUGGCCCCGCCGCUGCCCGCGCCCGCCACCGUGUCCAUCCCGCCCUCGGGCCUCAGCUCCACCUCGGCCAUCCCGGCCGUGCUGUCGCCCGGCUCCAUCCUGGCGUCCACGCAGGGCAGCGGCGGGCAGCAGAUCCUGCACGUCAUUCACACCAUCCCCUCCGUCAACCUGCCCAGCAAGAUGGGCAACCUGCAGACCAUCCCCGUGGUGGUGCAGUCGCUGCCCGUGGUCUACACCACCGUGCCCACCGACGGCGUCACCGCCAUCACCGUGCCCCUCAUCGGGGGCGACGGCAAGAACGCGGGGUCCGCUUUCCUAUCCCGGACCCCACCUGUGAAAAUGGACCCGGGCUCCGUGUUCCCCAUGGACAUGAACAGCGACAGUGAGGACAGCGCCUCGGAGAGCGGCCCAGCCCCGUUCCAGGACCUCCAAAGAGAGCCGGCAGUGAGGGGGCCCCGGGCCGACUCCCCCGACCUGAAGAAGCGGCGCAUCCACCAGUGCGACUUUGAGGGCUGCAACAAGGUCUACACCAAGAGCUCCCACCUCAAAGCCCACCGGAGGAUACACACAGGUGAGAAGCCCUACAAGUGCACGUGGGAAGGCUGCACCUGGAAGUUCGCCCGCUCGGACGAGCUGACGCGGCACUUCCGCAAGCACACGGGCAUCAAACCCUUCCGCUGCUCGGACUGCGACCGCAGCUUCUCCCGCUCCGACCACCUGGCCCUGCACCGCCGGCGGCACGUCAUGAUGUGAGCUCGGGGUGCCAGGGGUGCCAGGGGGCCCCGUGCCCCUCCGUGUGCAGGGACUGUGGGAGCGGAGAGGCCGAGCUAACUGUGAGCAGCCUGUGCCCGCUGCGGGAGCCCCGCUGGCACAGCGUGGGAAACUGGAUUCUGGACUGCUCCUCCUUCUCUCUUGUCCCCAACUCUUCUGUUUCCUGGGAUUCUCCUCCCCGCUCGGCACGGCUGGAGGCUCCUCCUUGACUCCUCACCCGGGAUUCAUCCAGCAGCUGCCUCCUGACCUGCGUCUCUUCAGCCUGUUCCACCUGGUGUGCUCACUGUCCCCUGCCCCCUCCCAGUGCCUGUGGGCAAAUCUGGGAGCCACGGCAAGGUCAGGGAGGCAACGAGGCCCUUGUGCAGGAGCUGCUGGCCUCUUCCCCCUCCCUCCCAGACACUGUCCCAGUGGGAGAAGGGACCCUGGAGUGUCACCUCUGUGUGUCCCUCAGUGCGUGCUGGGCUUUGUGGGAAGUGCCGGGGUCAUGUCGAGGGCCAAGAGGAAAAGAGGAAACAAGAACAGGGGGAAACACAACCCCACAGUGACCCACAAACAAGGCCACCACCACCACCACAAAAAGGGAAACUCUGUGGAACGUGAAACUUUGAUUUUAUGGAAUUUUAAGAGGGGGUGGGACAGGGUGGGGGGAAUGAGAGCCACCAGCUCUCGGGUUUUUUGGAAGCCUCUGGGCCACGUGAAGCAUUUCUAAGUUAAACCAGCGGCUGUGGCCACACACUUUGCUUUUUAAUAA
This is a messenger RNA of Corapipo altera (White-ruffed manakin), 1882 nucleotides long. RefSeq names its product Krueppel-like factor 8. The coding region runs from base 145 to 1113 and encodes 322 amino acids. The transcript has 4 exons. NCBI's taxonomy places the organism in Eukaryota, Metazoa, Chordata, Aves, Passeriformes, Pipridae. The record is from RefSeq and is a predicted model, not a curated record. Gene Ontology annotation, biological process: regulation of transcription by RNA polymerase II. Gene Ontology annotation, molecular function: DNA-binding transcription factor activity, RNA polymerase II-specific; RNA polymerase II cis-regulatory region sequence-specific DNA binding.